Postia placenta MAD-698-R-SB12 is the source of this 1032-nucleotide messenger RNA. RefSeq lists its product as hypothetical. NCBI's taxonomy places the organism in Eukaryota, Fungi, Basidiomycota, Agaricomycetes, Polyporales, Adustoporiaceae. The transcript has 4 exons. The record is from RefSeq and is a predicted model, not a curated record. Bases 110 to 778 code for a protein of 222 amino acids.
AGCUCAACCUUAAUUCCCAGUAAGAUAUGCUUCUCUCGUCUGCGUAAAUUCUCCCUCGUCUUGAAUCUGCUGCCCCGCGAUACCAUCGCCCCUACCGGCCCACCACGAAAUGGUCGCCAACGACACUGUGCACCAGCGGAUCGAGUCCUCUGUCUUUGUUAAACUCAACGCGUCUGGCCGCCCCUUCCAAGAGCGCUAUGUCGCUCACAUCAAGGUCUGGGAGGCGGCGCAGGAUGGCAAGGGGAGGAAGUCAAGAUACAUCAUCCUGUCGCAGGCAAGCAACGGGUCGGGGUUCAUACACAAGGCAAAGCUAAACUGCAAUGGCGCGUUUUCUGUUGGGAAGACUUGGAAGCUGGAAGAUCUCCGCGAAGUGGAGGUUGUGAACUCGCUGGUUUUCGAGGUCACGCCGAGCGCGAGCACGUACAAAUGGCAAGCGGACGACGCCAUAGAGCAAACCAAGUUCGUCGCCUCUCUUAUCAAGCUCUUCCAGUUUGUGACUGGAGGAGCUGUUCCCUUGCGCCUCAUUGGCGUGAAAGCUCCCGAUCAUCCCUCAUCGCCCAAAGGGCACCCUCCGUUCACCUCGACACGGAUGCAUCGCAUGCUGAAUACGAGCGACUCGACGCUCAGCCAGGACGAAUUAAGCACUCCGACGAGUGGUAGUCCCCGAUCUACCACGCCUGUCAAACCUGGGCCCCCCAUCGUCAUUUGGAAACGUCCAAUUGAUGUUUCCCAGCUCCCACCCAUACCGCCCACACCUAUGCCCGCCCGACCUGGCUGAGCUUCCACGUUCGUUAACAUUUCUCAUAGCUACCACUGAUUGGGGUCGCAGGGCCCCAACGCCUAAUGUUUUGCUCGGGCUUAUUCAUUAUGACAUCGACCUAGGUCACUGUGCAUAUAUAAAGUAGAUGUCUCGUGAAGGCCCCCAGAUUAUUUGUUUUGUUUGUGAAUGCUCCGUAUGUAGCCGUUCGUUAUUUAAUCGCUCUGCUACAUCUAGUUGUUGCCGUUAUCGAUAUUGAUCAAAUGGAUUAUUUU